AUGAAUUUAGCUAUAAAGGCCGCCAUUUUGAUUCAACAAUGGUAUCGAAGUUAUUUGGCACGAAUGGAAAUUCGUAGAAGAUACACGUGGACGAUUUUUCAAAGUAUGGAAUAUCAGGGAGAGCAAGAUCAAGUUUAUGAUUUUUUCAAUGCUUUACUUUUACACAUGCCAGAAUGUUCGUUGAAAAAAGAUUCGGAUAUCGCAUCGAAAACUUCAUCGAUAGAAUUUUCCGAUAAAUUCGAAGAUGAAUCAACGGAUUCGAGUUUGAUUGAAAAUAUCGAAGGGGGAUACAAAGGCCCUCACAUUUCAAUACCGAUAAAGUUUAAAGAUUUUCAAAAUCUUAUAACUCAUUUCAGAACGUCAAAGCAUAAUUUUUUACAUGCCAAAUACGUGGCAGGAAUAAUUAAAGAAAGCGUUAAAGAAUUGAAAAAACUUCCCAAUUUGAAUCAAGCGUCAACCGCCAUAUCGAAACAGAUAACCAUUUGCGGAGACCUUCAUGGAAAACUCGAUGAUCUCCUCGUUAUUUUUCACAAGAACGGACUUCCAUCGACGGAAAAUCCAUAUAUUUUCAACGGUGAUUUUGUUGACAGGGGAAAACAAAGUCUCGAAAUACUUUUGUUACUUUUGUCAUGUUUGACACUUUUUCCAGGAGGGAUUUUUCUCAACAGAGGAAAUCACGAAGAUUUCGUCAUGAAUCAAAGAUAUGGAUUCGUGAAAGAAAUCAAAUCGAAAUAUAAAAAAAAUUCGGAAAAAUUAUUGAAAAUGAUCGAUUCCGUGUACAGGUGGAUACCUUUAGGUACGAUAAUUGAUAAGAAAGUUUUGGUCGUUCACGGUGGAAUAUCAGAUUUAACGGAUUUGGAUUGUAUAAAAAGAAUCGAAAGGCAAAAGUACGUGUCUUUGUUGAGGCCUCCUUUGGGUGAAUCUUACGAAUUAGGAGCGGAUACGGUUGACAAACAGGAAUGGAAACAGGUAUUCGAUUUAUUAUGGAGCGAUCCUCAAGGUCAUAACGGUUGCAUACCCAAUUCUCUAAGGGGUGCCGGAACUUAUUUCGGACCGGAUGUGACAAAAAAAUUUUUAGAAAAAAAUAAAAUGCUUUUUCUCGUACGGAGUCACGAAUGUAAACCCUGGGGAUACGAAAUGGCACACGACGACAAAGUGAUAACAAUUUUUUCCGCGUCAAAUUAUUACGAAACGGGAUCAAACAAAGGAGCUUACCUUAAAUUAACCGGAAGUGAUUUGAUGCCUCAUUUCGUACAGUUCAACACGUUCACGAACAGGAUGAGAAAAAUGACGUUCAGACAAAGAGUCGGACUCAUCGAAUGUUCAGCACUACGUGAACUCUCUCAGAAAAUAUCAUCUGUAAGAAAUCAAUUAAUGGAUGAAUUUAAUAAAUGCGAUACGAAUAAAACAGGUAAAAUAUCAAUAACGAAUUGGUGCGAAAUCAUGGAAAAAUGUACCGGACUUAGAAUACCCUGGAGAAUGCUUAAAGAAAAACUCGUCGCCAUUGAUAAGGAAACGGGUAAAGCUAUUUAUGGAACAACAUUCCACGAUCACGUUCCAGGACCUAAAAUAAGUAAAGUAACCGUCGUUGAAACGUUAUAUAGAAAUAAAACGAAUCUCGAAUCGAUAUUUAGAAUAAUCGAUAAAGAUAAUUCAGGUUACAUAACACUCGAUGAAUUUUCCGUUGCUUGUUCGUUAUUGGCCAAACACAUGCCAGAAUCGGUACCGGAAGAACAACUUUUAGAUAUAUGCAGAUCGAUGGAUAUAAAUAAAGAUGGUCAAGUGGAUUUGAACGAAUUUUUAGAAACUUUCCGAUUGGUCGACAUACACAAUGAAAUGGAAAGUCCGACCGAUGAAUUCGAUGAUAGUCCAGAUGGUGGAGGAGGAACGAGCGUGUCAAGGACUAAAUUAAAUGACGUCAUCGUAUUAUCGUUUACGUAA
This is a messenger RNA of Pediculus humanus corporis (human body louse), 1941 nucleotides long. Its product is annotated as NADH-Ubiquinone oxidoreductase AGGG subunit. The coding region runs from base 1 to 1941 and encodes 646 amino acids. The record is from RefSeq and is a predicted model, not a curated record. Gene Ontology annotation, cellular component: nucleus; cytosol. Lineage: Eukaryota; Metazoa; Arthropoda; Insecta; Psocodea; Pediculidae. Gene Ontology annotation, molecular function: manganese ion binding; protein serine/threonine phosphatase activity; iron ion binding. Gene Ontology annotation, biological process: detection of stimulus involved in sensory perception. The transcript is spliced from 12 exons.